AUGCCGACCCCGGGAAUGGACCGAUACGCCCGGGAAGACCUCUCAAUCGUCACCUACAACGUCCACGGCCCCAACGUACGAGAGAAGCGCUCCAGACUCAUGCGAGACCUUAAACACUACAAGACCUCCAUAGCGUUUCUUCAGGAAACACACUUCCAGGAAGGCAGAGCGCCAGCGCUGAAAGACCGCUACUUCCGGCAGGGAUACUUCAGUAACAACCCGGACCGGCGCACACUGGGAGUGGGAAUCCUCUUCUCUAGCCAGAUCCCGUAUGUAGAGCAAGCCACACUCAGAUGCAAACAAGGAAGAUACAUCUUUACGAAAGGCACCAUUCUAGACCAGACGUACACCUUUGCCAACCUCUACUCUCCAAACACAAAACAACACCUCUUCCUACGUACUGCACUCAACACACUGAUGAAAUUCGCAGAAGGCACCCUGAUCGUCGGCGGGGACCUCAACUUGCCACUGCACGCAGAGCAAGACUCAACAGCCAAACACGGGCCCACACCGGACAACAGAAACGCCAGAACGCUGCGCACCAUCCACUACCAUCAACUUGCGGACUGCUGGCGCGCACUACACCCAUCGACACGCGAUUACACAUUCUACUCCAUAACGCACUCGACAUACUCUAGACUAGACAAUUUUCUCAUGCCACACCGCGACCUCGUCCUCCUCAACAGGGCGGAAAUACUACCUAUGACGUGGUCAGAUCACUGCCCGGUUCGAAUAACAAAAAUCGCCCCUUUACAGACCGCGACAAACCUCCUGGAGAUUGAAUGAAUCGAUCCUCUCGGACGUACUGGUGGUGGAAAAGACCAGGCAGUCCAUACAAGACUACUUCACAGACAACGAGCAAGGCGACACGACACCCCUGACAUGCUGGGAGGCUCAUAAAGCGGUGAUCAGGGGACAGCUAAUUACGACAUGCGCCACCCGCAAACGAGAUGCAACGCAGGCAACGAUAGCCCUCAGCAAGGAGAUCGCAGCCCUGGAAACCAAACACAAACGCACUCUAGACGCGGAGACAUACAGAGACCUGACCGUCAAGAGGGAACAACUCUUGACACUCCUGAACCGCUCGAUACAGCGCUCAUACCAACACUUCAAACACAUAAUUCAUGAACAUGGGAACAAAUGCGGGAGGCUACUGGCGAACCUACUAAAACAACGCAAGUCCCAACUGUACAUCCCGAAAAUCAAAGGCCCUCAACAGCAACACUUACACCUCCCGGACCAAAUAGCAUCCACAUUCCUCACCUACUACCAAGGACUAUACAAUCUGCGUCAAGACACGCUAGAGGAACCACACCGCCACAAACUCGAGGAGAUCCAGAGAUACUUAGAUACAGCGAGCGGAACCAGACUAGAAAACGCCGACCGAGAAAAUCUGGAAACCCCCAUCUCAACUGAGGAACUGGCCCUCGCCAUCAAAAAG
Molecule: messenger RNA, 1441 nt
Organism: Pelobates cultripes (western spadefoot toad)
Lineage: Eukaryota; Metazoa; Chordata; Amphibia; Anura; Pelobatidae
Source: the annotation of a GenBank genome assembly